This is a messenger RNA of Abrus precatorius (Indian licorice), 654 nucleotides long. Its product is annotated as transcription factor bHLH13-like. The coding region runs from base 1 to 654 and encodes 217 amino acids. Gene Ontology annotation, biological process: endosperm development; regulation of DNA-templated transcription. Gene Ontology annotation, molecular function: protein dimerization activity; DNA-binding transcription factor activity. Lineage: Eukaryota; Viridiplantae; Streptophyta; Magnoliopsida; Fabales; Fabaceae. The transcript is spliced from 2 exons. The record is from RefSeq and is a predicted model, not a curated record.
AUGGAAGGCUACACUGACACUGACUCUGUCACGCCACUACUCUCUCAAAUCCUACCUUUUUCUUCUUCUUCUUCUUCUCUUCACCCUUCUUCUGUUGACCCUUCUUCAACCAUUGCUGAAACGGGUAACAACACCACCUCCAAAAAGCGUGAUCGACAAUUGGGUCAUAGCAAUUGCGAGAUCCUCAAGAUGGAACGAGAACGAAGGUCCAAGAUGACUCAAAUGUUCACUCAGCUUAGAACCACUGUCCCUGGUCUCUUUCCUCAGGCCACAAGGGAAGUGAUCAUCAACGAAACAAUUGAGUACAUUAAGGAACUUGAGAAGAAGAAGCAAAGGUUGGAGGAGCUCAAGGAAUCAAUGAAAGAAGAACAAGGGAGAUCCAUGCUUCCAUGUGCUAACAAUAGGAAUUGUUCCAUCACGGUUACUGUUUCUAGCAAUGUGGCAUUCUUUGGUAUUCAAUCUGUGGCACGACCCGGUUUGAUCACAAUAAUUUUAAAGCUGUUCUCCAAGCACCAAGCUGAGAUUUUAGCUGCAAAUGUCUCAGUUAAUAACGGGAAAUUGAUAUUAGCAAUCACGGCUUUGGUACACAAUGGUGGUGACGGAAACAGUGACAUUGAAAAUAUAAAGAAAGAUAUCAUGAGUUUGCAGGUUUAA